AUGUCGGAAGUGGCAGUCCCAGUGCCCGGUAGCGGCAAGACCGAAGUAGGGAUGCGCAAGAAUGGCAAGAAUUGGCGCACCCCCAAAAAACCCUUCCGGCCCACCGCCGGCCUCAAGUCAUACGAGAAGCGACUCCAAGACCGAAAUAACAUGGCAGCCAUGAAGGAGCGCGAGAAAGAAAUGAAGGACGAAAAGGAAGCCGAGCGACAGAGACACAUCCAAGCAAUCAAAGACCGAAGAGCCGCCAAGGCAGAAAAGGAGCGAUACGAGAAGAUGGCCGAGAAAAUGCACAAGAAGCGAGUUGAACGAAGAAAGCGCAAGGAGAAGAGAAAUAAAUUGUUGAAUUCUUGA
Talaromyces marneffei is the source of this 351-nucleotide messenger RNA. RefSeq lists its product as uncharacterized. Bases 1 to 351 code for a protein of 116 amino acids. The transcript is spliced from 3 exons. The record is from RefSeq and is a predicted model, not a curated record. Lineage: Eukaryota; Fungi; Ascomycota; Eurotiomycetes; Eurotiales; Trichocomaceae.